This is a messenger RNA of Miscanthus lutarioriparius, 483 nucleotides long. The record is from the annotation of a GenBank genome assembly. Lineage: Eukaryota; Viridiplantae; Streptophyta; Magnoliopsida; Poales; Poaceae.
AUGGUGAGUGAUCUGGAUCUCGUCGGGUUCUUUUACUAUCCCUCCCUCGUCUCCGUCGGCGCCGGCAUUGGUGAUGUUGGAUUCUCCGGCGGGAAGCUCGGGAGGUAUGUCUACCAACUUGAGAAAUCGGGUUGGUCUUUAUCUCCCAGCUUUUCUGGUGGUUUGCAUCCCCCUCUGGGAGACUCAUUGUCCGGCAAGCCAGAGCUGUUGGUGGAUGCACCAGAUCCUUUACUCUCCGGCGAUGUGAUGGCCACUGGCCAUCUUGAUCGGCUUGUUCCAACAAAUCUGUCUCUGCAAAAGAUGGGGAUUGAGAAGAAAUACCUGCAGUCUUCUAAUGAGGUGUUCCGGAAAAUUUUUACACUUAUGCAGAAAUGGCGUUUGUUCUUGAAGCCGGGAAAUGCUAAGUACAUGGAUGCGAAAGUUCAGAUAAUGAAGGAAUGUCUGGAGACCUUUGGGAAGCUCACAAAAAGGCAUGGAAGUUGA